AUGUCACCAUCAUUACCUUCAACCGGCUUGGAAAAGACAAAUCAAAAUUUAACUAAAAAUGAUCUUCAAAGAAUUGAAAGCAGUAUUGAUUUUAUUCUUGAAAGUUUACAACAAAGUUCAAAAGAUAAUAAAUCAUCUUCGCUUUCUCGUCCCAACAACAAUAAUGUGAAUUCGAUUGUUCUUGAUCUUCCCUUAUUAAUAGAUUCGAAACCCGAAGAAAAAAAGCACGAAUCACCUUUAUCCGCUUUGUUAAAUCACACUUAUCCUAAGUGUGUUGUAGAUUUAGCAAUAAUAACAAUAAAUCAUCCUCCUUGUCUUCAUCAAAUUUCUGGCACAACAAUUCCACAACCACCAUCCAAAGAAUUAUGUCAAAAAUUGAUACAAGACUACUUCAAAAAAUUUAAUCCGGUAUUUCCUAUACUUGAUAGAAAAAGAUUUAUUGAUCUUUGGCGGAGCAAAUCCAUCUACUCCGAACUGUUGGUCAACUCAACUAUGGCGUACGUUGCCUCAAGAUCACCAUAUGAUCCAUCAAUUCAAAACAUCGAAAGUAAACCUGGUGGCGUGUUCUUUGAUGCUGCAAAGAAAAUACUUGAUUCAGUAUAUGAAAAACCUAAACUGGAAACAAUUCAAGCUUUAUUGCUCCUAUCAUUAUCCGAAUCCAAUAUUUCAAGAAGGGAUAGUAGCUUCAUGUUUUUAGGCAUGGCUGUCUCGAUGUCAAAUUGUUUACAAUUGGAACGUGUGAACGAUUCAUUGUCGUCAGAGGAGAGCGAAGAAAGACGUAGAGUGUUUUAUUGUAUCUAUUGUCGCAACAGAUGGGUCUCCUUCAUUCACGCCAAACCAUACUCGGUUGAUGACAUGGACAUCAACGUACCGCUACCAGAACUACUCAACUUUGAUCAACAAACCAAAAGUUUCUUCAUUGCAUUAAUAAAACUAUCACAUAUCCUGGGCCAAAUAUGGAAGUUCGGCUAUACCACACAUCCAAAAGCCUGUUAUGAACAUUGGCAAAGUCACGUAGCUGAUCCAAAAAGUAUGUUGAGACAAAUCAGAUCUGCCUUGGCAAAAUGGUUGAAAGAAUUGCCGGACGAAUUACAGUAUCAGUAUUUGCCAGAUGCAGAUCCAGGAAGCCUUUUACACUUAUCCAGUUUCUCGGUGUUUUCUGGUUAUAUCAACAUUCUUUUCCACACUUGUCUCUUGUUAUUGCAUCAACCUUACCUCACAAAUUCAUCACCACUGUCAUUAUCAUCGAAAACAAAUGCUCAACAAACAAAAUACCAUAAUUACAAUCCCUACCAAUUUUAUAAUCCUGCCUUUGGAGCUUCCAAUAAAUAUGUUACAUCAUCGUCUCAAUUUAACAAUGUGCCAAUUAAAACUUGUUUAACAGCUGCAACAACCAUAACCGACAUAUCCAGAACAACAAGAAAAUUCGAUAAAACAGCGUUUUGUAAUUUCAUAUUUCCAGUUUAUGGUAUCUUACAAGCAGUUAUGCUCGAAUCUGUUAUAAUUAGUAAUGGGACAAUUGGUUCGACGGCCGAGUAUGCACAAGAAGCAAAAAAGGUGCUAAAUGACACAUUUGAAGAGUUAAAAUGUGUAGGAAAGGCUAUUAAUGUUGCUGAAAUGACGGAUGUUAUUAAAGAGGUGGAAAGAAUUUUGACGCUUACUAAUACAAAUGAUUUCACUAUACCUCUUCCAUUCCUAAUUCAACUUUUAGAAUUCCAAUCUAAUCCGGAUAUAGCAACCGAGUCAGUUGCAAAAACAUCCAAUUUGCGAAGGAAUAACAGUGAUUCCAACAAAAUCUCAAUCUCAUCAUUACCAGAUGCAACAAAUUCAAAUUCUGACGCAGAUAUUGGUGGGGACACAGUUAUGGAAGAUGCUUCAUCCCAAAUUGUGAAUUUACCCAAACUCAUUCAAUCACCAUCAUUACCUUCAACCGGCUUGGAAAAGACAAAUCAAAAUUUAACUAAAAAUGAUCUUCAAAGAAUUGAAAGCAGUAUUGAUUUUAUUCUUGAAAGUUUACAACAAAGUUCAAAAGAUAAUAAAUCAUCUUCGCUUUCUCGUCCCAACAACAAUAAUGUGAAUUCGAUUGUUCUUGAUCUUCCCUUAUUAAUAGAUUCGAAACCCGAAGAAAAAAAGCACGAAUCACCUUUAUCCGCUUUGUUAAAUCACACUUAUCCUAAGUGUGUUGUAGAUUUAGCAAUAAUAACAAUAAAUCAUCCUCCUUGUCUUCAUCAAAUUUCUGGCACAACAAUUCCACAACCACCAUCCAAAGAAUUAUGUCAAAAAUUGAUACAAGACUACUUCAAAAAAUUUAAUCCGGUAUUUCCUAUACUUGAUAGAAAAAGAUUUAUUGAUCUUUGGCGGAGCAAAUCCAUCUACUCCGAACUGUUGGUCAACUCAACUAUGGCGUACGUUGCCUCAAGAUCACCAUAUGAUCCAUCAAUUCAAAACAUCGAAAGUAAACCUGGUGGCGUGUUCUUUGAUGCUGCAAAGAAAAUACUUGAUUCAGUAUAUGAAAAACCUAAACUGGAAACAAUUCAAGCUUUAUUGCUCCUAUCAUUAUCCGAAUCCAAUAUUUCAAGAAGGGAUAGUAGCUUCAUGUUUUUAGGCAUGGCUGUCUCGAUGUCAAAUUGUUUACAAUUGGAACGUGUGAACGAUUCAUUGUCGUCAGAGGAGAGCGAAGAAAGACGUAGAGUGUUUUAUUGUAUCUAUUGUCGCAACAGAUGGGUCUCCUUCAUUCACGCCAAACCAUACUCGGUUGAUGACAUGGACAUCAACGUACCGCUACCAGAACUACUCAACUUUGAUCAACAAACCAAAAGUUUCUUCAUUGCAUUAAUAAAACUAUCACAUAUCCUGGGCCAAAUAUGGAAGUUCGGCUAUACCACACAUCCAAAAGCCUGUUAUGAACAUUGGCAAAGUCACGUAGCUGAUCCAAAAAGUAUGUUGAGACAAAUCAGAUCUGCCUUGGCAAAAUGGUUGAAAGAAUUGCCGGACGAAUUACAGUAUCAGUAUUUGCCAGAUGCAGAUCCAGGAAGCCUUUUACACUUAUCCAGUUUCUCGGUGUUUUCUGGUUAUAUCAACAUUCUUUUCCACACUUGUCUCUUGUUAUUGCAUCAACCUUACCUCACAAAUUCAUCACCACUGUCAUUAUCAUCGAAAACAAAUGCUCAACAAACAAAAUACCAUAAUUACAAUCCCUACCAAUUUUAUAAUCCUGCCUUUGGAGCUUCCAAUAAAUAUGUUACAUCAUCGUCUCAAUUUAACAAUGUGCCAAUUAAAACUUGUUUAACAGCUGCAACAACCAUAACCGACAUAUCCAGAACAACAAGAAAAUUCGAUAAAACAGCGUUUUGUAAUUUCAUAUUUCCAGUUUAUGGUAUCUUACAAGCAGUUAUGCUCGAAUCUGUUAUAAUUAGUAAUGGGACAAUUGGUUCGACGGCCGAGUAUGCACAAGAAGCAAAAAAGGUGCUAAAUGACACAUUUGAAGAGUUAAAAUGUGUAGGAAAGGCUAUUAAUGUUGCUGAAAUGACGGAUGUUAUUAAAGAGGUGGAAAGAAUUUUGACGCUUACUAAUACAAAUGAUUUCACUAUACCUCUUCCAUUCCUAAUUCAACUUUUAGAAUUCCAAUCUAAUCCAACCGAGUCAGUUGCAAAAACAUCCAAUUUGCGAAGGAAUAACAGUGAUUCCAACAAAAUCUCAAUCUCAUCAUUACCAGAUGCAACAAAUUCAAAUUCUGACGCAGAUAUUGGUGGGGACACAGUUAUGGAAGAUGCUUCAUCCCAAAUUCAACAUUUAUACGACGACAAUAUAUUUUUCGAUCCAGCUUCGUCUUCGUACUCAACUACUACCGCUAUUAUUAAUUCAUCAAGUAUUGGUGGUUUAGUAGGUGGAAAUGUUGUUGGAAAUCAUCAUUUGCACAAUCAGCAUCCUUAUUAA
Messenger RNA from Entrophospora sp. SA101, 3936 nucleotides. Lineage: Eukaryota; Fungi; Glomeromycota; Glomeromycetes; Entrophosporales; Entrophosporaceae. The record is from the annotation of a GenBank genome assembly.